This is a messenger RNA of Mus pahari (shrew mouse), 828 nucleotides long. Its product is annotated as zinc finger protein 2 homolog. NCBI's taxonomy places the organism in Eukaryota, Metazoa, Chordata, Mammalia, Rodentia, Muridae. The record is from RefSeq and is a predicted model, not a curated record. The transcript has 2 exons.
AUGAAACAUGGAAGAUAUGAUGUGGGAGAGAAGCCUUACAGAUGUAAUGAAUGUGGGAAAUCCUUUAUACAAUCAUCAGAAUGUCAAGUUCACUACAGAAUUCAUACAGAAGAGAAGUCUUACAAAUGUAAUGAAUGUGGAAACUCUUUUACAUGAUCCUCAAAUCUUAAAGUUCACUACAGAAUCCAUACAGGAGAGAAACCUUACAAAUGUAAUAAAUGUGGCAAAUCUUUUACACGGAACACAGAGCUUAAAGUUCACUACAGAAUCCAUACAGGAGAAAAACCUAACAAAUGUAAUGAAUGUGGCAAAUCUUUUACCCAGUCCUCAAAACGUCAAGCUCACUACAGAAUCCAUAGAGGAGAGAAGCCUUAUAAAUGUAAGGAAUGUGACAAAUCUUUUACACAAUCCUCAAAUCUUAAAGUUCACUACAGAAUUCAUACAGGAGACAAGACUUACAAAUGUAAUAAAUGUGGCAAAUCUUUUAUCAGAUCUUCAAAACUUCAAGUUCACUACAGAAUGCAUACAGGAGAGAAGCCUUAUAAAUGUAAUGAAUGUGGUAAAUCUUUUACACAGAACUCAGAUCUUAAAGUUCACCAAAGAGUCCAUACAGGAGAGAAGCCUUACAAAUGUGAUGAAUGUGGCAAAUCUUUUACACAGAACUCAGAUCUUAAAGUUCACCAAAGAGUCCAUACAGGAGAGAAACCUCACAAAUGUAAUGAGUAUGGCACAUCUUUUAUCCAGAACUCAGAGCUUAAAGUUCACCAAAGAAUCCAUACAGGGGACAAACCUCAUAAAUUUAAUGAAUGUGGCAAAUCCUUUGCAUAA